AUGGCUCUUCCAGUUCUCCAGCACCGGGUCAUCAUCCCCGAACGCCCACCCUUAAUGCUCGCAGAGUACGCCAGAGCUAUGAACACUUUCGACACCCUAAUCACCCAAUUUCAAGACCGGGACCAUAUAAAUAAUACUGGUCUCAAACCCAUUCUUCUGACACGCCUUGUUCGAGAUCAGGUGAUUGACAAAGAUACAUUCCUACGUUUUUGUUUCUACUUCAUUGGCGAGGAACUCGGCGGAGCCUCGAAUAAUAACUAUAACCUCACCGAACUCUCUGCGUGUCUUUCUUAUCUGAAUAGUCGUUCUACCUGGGCCGCCGAAAUCAUCGAAGCCCUCUAUAAUGGUUUAGUAAAUUUCACUAACUUUAUUAUUGAUAACCUCUUCAUGCCGUUGAAAGCUCUAUCUACAAAGACACCUAAUAGCACCCCCGGGAGUGCGUGUCAUCUCUUGCCCCAAGAGGCUGGCAUCGGUACACCCCAACGUAUCGAAGAAUUAAGAGACAACUGUCUCAAACGAGACCGACAUCGAUGUGUUGUCACAAGAUACUUCUGUCGAGUGGAAGCACGAGCUAGAUCCAAGGUGGAUGGUGAGAGGCUCGUAGAUGAUGACGGGGCGGGUCUUUACGCUGAAAGAAGCACAAUGGAAGACUUAGAAGUGGCACAUAUUUUCCCUCAUUCUUUGAUGGCGCUCAACAAGGGUGAACAAACGCUGUCCGAGAGUAAACAGUUGGCACAUAAGCUCCUAAAUAUGUUUGAUCCAUCGGUUGUUCCCCGCAUUAGCGGAUGUGAUAUUGACAAACCAAGCAACGCUAUCACACUGAUCGAGAGGGCCCAUACAAUGUUUGGUAAUUUUGAAAUCGCUUUCGAGCAUUUAGGGGGACACACUUACAAGAUCGACUAUGUCGAUCCUGAAGAAAUCUUUACCAAUCUUGACCUUCCUGUUACGCGUACACUUUUGCUUACUCCAGAUCGAAGUAUAGACCCCCCUGCUGUGGAUUUGUUGAAGUUGCAUUAUGCCAUAGCAAAAGUUUUACACAUGAGCGCCGCGGGGGAAUAUAUUGACAAUGUUCUCCGAAAAAUGGAUGAAACAUAUGGACGGCAACUCAACGCCAACGGAUCCACCCCCAUCGACCACUAUAUACGGUUGAAGCUUGGUUUUGUGAUGAGCUGA
Molecule: messenger RNA, 1173 nt
Organism: Aspergillus nomiae NRRL 13137
Lineage: Eukaryota; Fungi; Ascomycota; Eurotiomycetes; Eurotiales; Aspergillaceae
Product: HNH endonuclease signature motif containing protein
Exons: 3
Coding region: 1-1173 (390 amino acids)
Source: RefSeq, a predicted model, not a curated record